Messenger RNA from Aspergillus neoniger CBS 115656, 981 nucleotides. RefSeq lists its product as uncharacterized. The transcript has 3 exons. The record is from RefSeq and is a predicted model, not a curated record. The coding region runs from base 1 to 981 and encodes 326 amino acids. Lineage: Eukaryota; Fungi; Ascomycota; Eurotiomycetes; Eurotiales; Aspergillaceae.
AUGAGAGUAUUCAAGCUCCUCUGGCUGCUCGCUGCAGCCGCCUUGGCAGCGCCUUCUUCUCAGAGUGAAGAGGACAUCAGUUACUUCCGAGUCACUCUGCAGCAACACAAGACCAAUUCAGAGAAAGAGAUUCUGGUAAUCGAUACCUCCACUUCGGAUAUCCUUGCAUCCGCCUGCUCUCUUGCCCUCGACACCGGGGCCUUUGCCGACUUCAGCAUCGUCGCCGAUGUUGGGCUUAAUGGCAACGGCAGUAUCAUUGCAGGACCAAUGUACAAUGAGUACGAUUCGUUGCUAGUGUGCGAUGAUGUUCCUGUGUCUAGCAUGGUCCAAUUGAGCCGCAUUGGAAAAAAUGGCCGCCCAGCUUGUUUCAGUGAGCCUGACAAGUUGCACUUACGUCCAGUGGCAGAAUCCACCCAUAUCAUGGACACUCUUCCAAUGCCCUUUAGCCAAGAAAAUCUCACUCAACCUGCACAUGAGGACGAACUGGAGCAGCGACAAAUCAGCCCGUGCAGUAUGUGGUACCCGGCCACAGAACUUGUCGGAGACGGCGACCCUCAUCAGAAUUAUUACCAUAAGCAGUUGAGUGAGAAUCUGGACUGGGGGGAUUUAGACGAAUGUGCUGUCUCGGCAUCAUCAUCUAAAUCCUAUACCAUCGGCUGGACAGCAACCGCAAAUGUAGGCCAGUGGAUCUCUGGUGGUUUUGCAGUGGAAGAGAACUGGGAAACUGGCAGUGCGUAUGGGUGCACUGGUCAUGCUCACGAGACAAUCUGUCUCUGGUACAAGAUUGCUCAUAUUGCGUACACUGUUCGAAAUGGGCAAUUCAACCAGUGUACGGGCUUCAACCCUAACGAUGAUGACAGCUUCGUCAUGACCUCUCCCAACGAAGGCAACAAGGGGGGUAAGGAUUACUGUGUUACUGGUCAUUGCCGUAGUCAGGGACAGGGUUACUGGAGCGAUUAUGCCCCUGCAGGUGGACCUUGA